AUGAUAAUCCAGCGUCUUAUUUCUUACUCUUCCAAGCUCCCAAAAUAUCUAAAUAUGGAAAGUCGCACAGCCCUAGGAAACCCAUACUACUCUGACGACCGAGUAAUCCUCCUGGCGAACUUUCUUGCAGAAUAUCUCGUCGAGCCAGGCAUCGAAAUCGAAGCAAAAAUCGGAAACUUCAUUUUUCAAGAAGAAAAGCCUGACUUCAAGCAGAUUUCCAUGAUUGAUUUACAAAGAUAUCGCGGGCGGUUCGAAUCUGACAUUUCAGCUCUAACCUUUAUUUCUCUCAUGGAAAAACUCAAAGAAAACUCAGUGCCCUUCACAUUUAUCGAGACUGAAGACACCCUUUACUCGAGCAAAAAAAAGAACUCAAAAAUCAGGCAAACUAUCAACUCUAACAAUGAGGUGAUUGCGACUAUUGAAAAAUCAAGACUUGCUGACAUCAAUUUCUUGAUAAAUCCAACUACUGGGCUUGGAUUCAGGAUUUCUGCAAACACUGAAAUUAAUCUUGAAGAAAUCCCACAAGAGAGCUCCGUUAGCGCGAUAAGGAAAAAAGCAAGACAUUCAUUUAGAUAUCAGUACUUGGAGCUGGAUUUCACAGAAGCUUCUAUGGGAGGGAAGAAGUCGUUUGAGGUGGAGCUUGAAAUUGCGGAUGUUCCUUUUGUGAAAAAUCACGUGGAUUCGUUUUUGUCUGGGAAAGACAGAAAUAGCUUGUUAGGGAUUGCAAAUAAAAUAUGGAAUAAUGUGCUUGCGAUGGCUUAUCAUCGACCAAAAGCCCCGCUUCCACAUAUUAAGGAAAAUGAGGAAGUUCUUAAAGCGAGGAAUGAGAAGUAUGAAUCACAUUGGGGGAACACACAUCCAGUCAUUGGAGAUUACUUACUCCCCUUAAUUGAAGUGCAAAAUUUUAAAUUAAAUCCUUUUAAAUUGAAAGUAAAUUUAAUAAUGUAGAUAAAAAUAUUAAUUUCUAUCUAAAUAGCUCUUAUAUCUGAUUUAAGGUGUCCAUAACCAAAAAUUAUCUAACUUGUUCUAUUAUAAGGAAAGUAAAGAAGAAUACCAUUAAGCAAAGUUUGGUACUUUGGGUAGAUAAAUUUUAAAAAACCAAUAGGAAAAAUAACCCCUUUAACAGAUCUUGUGUUCCGAUUUAAAGGGGAAAGUUAUAUGAAAUAAUACUUGAGAAUAAUUUUCAAUAA
Blepharisma stoltei is the source of this 1190-nucleotide messenger RNA. The record is from the annotation of a GenBank genome assembly. Lineage: Eukaryota; Ciliophora; Heterotrichea; Heterotrichida; Blepharismidae.